AAAACCUUAGAAUUCAUGGAAGAGUUUUCAGAUGUCAAACAUGGCUAAAACACAUAUAUGUCUUUCUUUAAUCAUCUUGUUAUACAUCAUAUCAGAAGGAAGUUUCAUGAGAGUCAAUGCACAGGGCCAAAAGGAAUGGUGUGUAGCUAAGCCUAGCAGUUCAACCGAAGAACUUUUUAAUAACUUAAACUAUGCGUGUUCGAUAAUCGAUUGUCAGAUUAUAUCAAAAGGAGGUGCAUGUUAUUCUCUAGAUAAUCUCUAUAAUCUAGCUUCUGUCGCCAUGAAUCUUUAUUACCAAGCUGCAGGAAGACACUAUUGGAAUUGCAAUUUUGGAGGCUCUGGUCUCAUUGCCAUAACUGAUCCUAGCUAUGGAAACUGCAUAUAUGAAUUUCGUAAGUAAAGCAUAGAAAACUUCGUGAUCUUAUCUCUUACAAAACAAAUAACUCUUUGUUCAGAUAUUUCAUAUAUGAUAUCUAAACUUUGAAUAAUGGUUCUGUUUUUCUAUUAUCAAGUGUUUUUAUUCCAUUGUCCAAACCAUCUUAUUUAAUAACAGUCCAAUAUGUACCUCUAUGCUUAAUUAUAUGUGGUCAAUGUUGGUAUGGGAA
Messenger RNA from Arabidopsis lyrata subsp. lyrata, 605 nucleotides. RefSeq names its product glucan endo-1,3-beta-glucosidase. The record is from RefSeq and is a predicted model, not a curated record. NCBI's taxonomy places the organism in Eukaryota, Viridiplantae, Streptophyta, Magnoliopsida, Brassicales, Brassicaceae. The transcript has 4 exons. The coding region runs from base 32 to 400 and encodes 122 amino acids.